Lemur catta (Ring-tailed lemur) is the source of this 1749-nucleotide messenger RNA. RefSeq names its product F-box/WD repeat-containing protein 1A-like. Gene Ontology annotation, molecular function: protein dimerization activity. The record is from RefSeq and is a predicted model, not a curated record. The transcript has a single exon. NCBI's taxonomy places the organism in Eukaryota, Metazoa, Chordata, Mammalia, Primates, Lemuridae.
AUGGACCUGGCUGAGGCGGUGCUGCAGGAGAAAGCACUCAAGUUUAUGACUCACAACAGCUGUGUCAGACUCUGCUUAAACCAAGAAACAGUAUGUCUAGCAAGCACUGCUAUGAAGACUGAAAAUUGUGUGGCCAAAACAAAACUUGCCAAUGGCAUUUCCAGCAUGAUUGUGCCCAAGCAACAGAAACUGCCUGCAAGCUAUGAAAAGGAAAAGGAACUGUGUGUCAAAUAUUUUCAGCAGUGGUCAGAGUCCGAUCAAGUGGAAUUUGUGGAACAUCUUAUAUCCCAAAUGUGUCAUUACCAACAUGGGCACAUAAACUCAUAUCUUAAACCUAUGUUGCACAGGGAUUUCAUAACUGCUCUGCCAGCUCGGGGUUUGGAUCAUAUUGCUGAGAACAUUCUGUCAUACCUGGAUGCCAAAUCACUAUGUGCUGCUGAACUAGUGUGUAAGGAAUGGUACCGAGUGACAUCUGAUGGCAUGUUAUGGAAGAAGCUCAUCGACAGAAUGGUCAGGACAGAUUCUCUGUGGAGAGGCCUGGCAGAACGAAGAGGGUGGGGACAGUAUUUAUUCAAAAACAAACCUCCUGAUGGGAAUGCUCCUCCCAACUCUUUUUAUAGAGCACUUUAUCCUAAAAUUAUAUAAGACAUUGAGACAAUAGAAUCUAAUUGGAGAUGUGGAAGACAUAGUUUACAAAGAAUCCACUGCCGAAGUGAAAUAAGCAAAGGAGUUUACUGUUUACAGUAUGAUGAUCAGAAAAUAGUAAGCGGCCUUCGAAACAACACAAUCAAGAUCUGGGAUAAAAGCACACUGGAAUGCAAACGAAUUCUCACAGGCCACACGGGUUCUGUCCUGUGUCUCCAGUAUGAUGAGAGGGUGAUCAUAACUGGAUCAUCGGAUUCCACAGUCAGAGUAUGGGAUGUAAAUACAGGUGAAAUGCUGAACACACUGAUUCACCAUUGUGAAGCAGUUCUGCACCUGCGUUUCAAUAAUGGCAUGAUGGUGACCUGCUCCAAAGACCGUUCCAUUGCUGUGUGGGAUAUGGCCUCCCCAACAGACAUUACUCUCCAGAGGGUGCUGGUCGGACACCGAGCUGCUGUCAAUGUUGUAGACUUUGAUGACAAGUACAUAGUGUCUGCAUCUGGGGAUCGAACUAUAAAGGUAUGGAACACAAGUACUUGUGAAUCUGUAAGGACCUUAAAUGGACACAAAUGAGGCAUUGCCUGUUUGCAAUACAGAGACAGGCUGGUAGUGAGUGGCUCUUCUGACAACACUAUCAGAUUAUGGGACAUAGAAUGUGGUGCAUGUUUGCGAGUGUUAGAAGGCCAUGAGGAAUUGGUGCGUUGUAUUCGAUUUGAUAACAAGAGGAUAGUCAGUGGGGCCUAUGACGGAAAAAUUAAAGUGUGGGAUCUUGUGGCCGCUUUGGACCCUCGUGCUCCUGCAGGGACACUCUGUCUACGGACCCUUGUGGAGCAUUCCGGAAGAGUUUUCCGACUCCAGUUUGAUGAAUUCCAGAUUGUCAGCAGUUCACAUGAUGACACAAUCCUCAUCUGGGACUUCCUAAAUGAUCCAGCUGCCCAAGCAGAACCUCCCCGUUCCCCUUCUCGAACAUACACCUACAUCUCCAGAUAAAUAACCAUACACUGACCUCAUACUUGCCCAGGACUCAUUAAAGUUGCGGUAUUUAACAUAUCUGCUGACACCAGGACGAGUAACAACAGUAACAACCAAACUACUACCUGGUUUCCC